AUGUCGGAUAUUGGCCACCGAGAUUUGGCCUCGGCAUCAACCGAAUCACCUCGGAACGGGCGCUCCUUACAGACGCAGAGUGCCGCACGAACAGCCACGGCCGUUGUGUCGGGUUCGCAAACGCUGGUCGAGCCUGCGUUGACAUCUGCUCCCGUCCAGGACGAAAUCGUCGGCACAAUUAUGCUGACCGGAGGCGUGCUGGAAAACCGACGGGUCCAGUGGGAUGCCUCCGUGCAGGACAACGAGGGAAUGGGGAAAAAGAGCAGCAAAAUCUGCUGUAUCUUCAGAAAGAACCGCGCCUUUGAUGAGUCUUCUUCAGAAGAGUCUGACUCGGACUCGGACGACGAUCCCCGCAGGCCCAACGCAUACGAGCGAAAUCCAAACCGGAAAAAGAAUGUCCGCAGACCGAAUCCGCACUCGCACUCGCACGGCGAUGGCCCAUGCUCGAGCCAUGAUCAUCAACACUAG
This is a messenger RNA of Polychytrium aggregatum, 468 nucleotides long. Its product is annotated as phosphatase inhibitor-domain-containing protein. Gene Ontology annotation, cellular component: nucleus. The record is from RefSeq and is a predicted model, not a curated record. Gene Ontology annotation, molecular function: protein serine/threonine phosphatase inhibitor activity; protein phosphatase 1 binding. NCBI's taxonomy places the organism in Eukaryota, Fungi, Chytridiomycota, Chytridiomycetes, Polychytriales. The transcript is spliced from 2 exons. The coding region runs from base 1 to 468 and encodes 155 amino acids.